Molecule: messenger RNA, 7845 nt
Organism: Eleginops maclovinus (Patagonian blennie)
Lineage: Eukaryota; Metazoa; Chordata; Actinopteri; Perciformes; Eleginopidae
Gene: prdm16
Product: PR domain containing 16
Exons: 17
Coding region: 212-4420 (1402 amino acids)
Molecular function (GO): protein binding; histone H3K9 methyltransferase activity
Source: RefSeq, a predicted model, not a curated record
AUAAGUGAUCUAAAGGGGAGACGAUAGGACAAAAAAAGUGAUGAUGAUGAAUACAUUGGAAAGUUUUUUGGCCCCAGCGAGGGUGUCAGAUUGAAUGGCCUGUGCGCAUGUGCGAAGGUGUCCAAACUGACAAUGCUGGUGAGAUGAAGAUAGUGUUGUUGCUGCUUCUGGGCUCACGGAGGACGACGAGAGGAAUCUACAAGCCGACAAGAUGAGAUCCAAGGCGAGGGCGAGAAAACUGGCCAAAAAUGACAGUGAGCCGGUGGACAGUAUGUACGACACAGAGGCUGACCUCCCGGGUUUAGCAGCCACAGGCGGUGCUGAUAGCCCAGAAGACGACGCAGAAGACGGCGUCAUCAACAUGUCCCCCCUGCCCUCACCAACUCCUUCCCAUCCAAACAACAACCACCACCACCUGCUGCACCCCCAAAUCUACGCCACCCACCACCACCACCUCAUUCACAACAACAGCAACAGCAGCAGCAAUGACCAGGACUUCACCACACCCAAGGAGGGCUCGCCUUAUGAGGCACCUGUCUACAUUCCUGAUGACAUUCCCAUUCCUGGCGACCUGGAGCUGAGGGAGUCCUCUGUGCCUGGUGCCGGCCUUGGUGUUUGGGCCAAGACAUGCAUUUGUGCCGGCGAGAGGUUUGGUCUCCACAGCACGCUGCAUCAUGACGGCACGGGCAAAGAUGGCUCCUUCGGAUGGGAGAUGAUGAAUGACCAGGAUGAAGCCUCCCCUGACAGUUGCAUCAAAAAGGUGGUCGAUGACAUGGGCAACGUCAAGUUUGCACUGGACCCAGGCCCGGAUGCCACCAGCAACAGCUGGCUUAAAUACGUCCGCUCUGCCCCGUCAUUUGAGGAGCAGAACCUCGCCGCCUGUCACCUCACUGGAGACCAGAUGUAUUAUAAAGCUGUCCGGGACAUUGAAGCAGGGGAGGAGCUCUUAGUGUAUAUGAAGGACGGUAUUUUCCCCGAGGGAUCCAUGGCACCCAACCUACAAGACGAGCAGAUGUACCGGUGUGAAGACUGUGAUGAGCUGUUCUCCUCAACACUUGAGCUGCGGCGGCACCAGAAGUAUUCAUGCUCCAGUACCGGCUCCAUCUUUGACACACUGAGAGAGGACUUCAAACAGGAGCGCGAGGACAGCGACGAGCCUGUUCACGAGUGUAAAGACUGUGAGAAGAUCUUCCCAAAUGAGUACAGUCUGGGCCAACACAUGAUAGUUCACACAGAAGAGAGGGAGUACAAAUGUGACCAAUGCCCCAAAGCCUUCAACUGGAAGUCCAACCUCAUCCGUCACCAGAUGUCACAUGACAGUGGCAAGCGUUUUGAGUGUGAAAACUGUGAUAAGGUACAGCAUACCCGGCACGUGUUCACAGAUCCUAGCAACCUUCAGCGUCACAUUCGCUCCCAGCACGUGGGGGCACGCGCUCACACAUGUCCUGAGUGUGGCAAGACGUUUGCCACUUCGUCAGGCCUUAAGCAGCAUAAGCACAUCCACAGCAGUGUCAAACCCUUUAUCUGCGAGGUGUGUCACAAAUCCUACACCCAGUUCUCCAAUCUCUGCCGCCACAAGCGCAUGCAUGCUGACUGCCGCACACAGAUUAAGUGCAAGGACUGUGGACAGUUGUUCAGCACUACCUCCUCCCUCAACAAGCAUCGCCGCUUCUGUGAGGGCAAGAACCAUUAUGGCUCUCCAGCAGGGAUGUUCAACCCUGGCAUCCCCAUGAGCUCCAGUCCCAUCAUGGCUAAGGUCAAGUCCCAUCAUCCCCACCUUUCAGGUCUAAACCAGUCAGGUUUAGGCUUCACUGACUACUUUCCCUCCCGACCUCACCCUCACGCUGGCAUGACCUUCUCCCCUGGACCCCAUGGAUUCCCAUCCCUCCCUCAUGGUUUCCCAGGUAUCUUCUCCCAAUCACUCUAUCCGCGACCACCUUUAUUGCCGGCUAGCUCAUUGCUAAAAAGCCCAAUGGGCGGUGGCAGUCAGGAGGUGAAACUUCCUCGGAGUCCCUUGGAUGCCCCUCCACUGUCCCUUGUUAGCUCCACAAACAGCAAUGGAGGAAACAGUUUGAGUCAGCUGGAAGACAAAGAAAAAGAGAACAAACUGGAUUUGUCUUCUGGAGAAGCUAAGACUAAAUCUAAGCUCACAGACAUGUCUGACGGUAGUGACCUCGAAGACGUUAAUACCACCAGUGGGACAGAUUUGGACACCACCACUGGUACGGCUUCAGGUGAUGGUUCUGACCUAGAGAGUGAGGGAGAGAGUGAACAUGAGCGAAGUCGUAAAAGGAGGAAGCAGUCUGAAGCCAUAUCAAGUAAGGAAGGCCACCAGUUAGAAGACACGAACAGUGCGUUGAUAUCAGCCAUGUCUAGUUCUGGUAACUUCGCUAUUGAUCGUCCCUUUCUUUCAUCUGCAUCAUCCCAUCACUCCUUCUUCCCUCCGCCUGAUGAGCAAGCCCUCCCGCCCACCCACACAAAUGCCAAUGCAGCCACAACAGAUUCCAUCAAAGCCAUCGCCUCUAUUGCUGAGAAAUAUUUUGGUCCAGGUUUGAUUGGUCUCCAUCAGGAGAAGAAAAUGGGUCCAUUGCCUUACCAUUCCAUGUUUCCCUUCCAGUUUCUACCCAACUUUCACAACUCCCUCUAUCCCUUCAGCGCUGAUCGAGGUGCCCUCAAUCCUAGCAUGUUUUUUAAGGCAGAGCCCAAGUCACCGCGCGAGCAGCUGCACAAGAUGGCUUCUGGUGCCCCAGGAGUUCCUGCCUCAUCAGGAGAGUCACCAUUUGAUCUCACCACAAAGCCCAAGGAGACCAAGUUAGCUCCUCCCACCCCAACCCACCCCUCAAACCCCAACAGUAGUACUGGGAGCAGUAGUGGACCUUUAGCAAAAUCUAGCGGUGAAGAACAGCCAUUGGACCUCAGCAUUGGCGGCCGGAGCCGAGGUGGUCAUAAUGGCGUGGCAGUUGAGCCACACAAUAGAAAGAACCACCUAUACGGAGUUGGAAAGGGGGUCUCCAUCAAGGACGAAAACCCAGCUGCAUUUCCACACCCCCAUUCCCAGUCGUUGCACCAAUCCUCCAUCGCCCAGCACCAGCAGCACCUGCCCCAGCCACACCAGCCACCACCCCUGCACUACGCCAAGCCCUCCGCAUUCUUCAUGGACCCCAUAUACAGCAGGGUGGAAAAGAGGAAGCUACUCGACCCCGUAGGAGCUCUGAAGGAAAAAUUCCUCAGGCCCUCAGCACCACUCUUCCAUCCACAGAUGUCAGCCAUGGAGAACAUGACAGAGAAGCUGGAGAGCUUUGGCGCUCUGAAGCUGGACAUGCCACACAAUUCGCUUCAACACGCUCAUCCACUGUUCAAUUUCCGCUCCCCUCCACCUUCCCUCUCAGACGCCAUCCUCCGCAAAGGCAAGGAGCGUUACUCCUGCAGGUACUGUGGGAAAAUCUUUCCUCGUUCGGCAAACCUCACAAGACACUUGCGGACACACACAGGGGAACAACCCUACAGGUGUAAAUACUGUGACCGCUCAUUCAGCAUCUCAUCAAAUCUUCAACGCCACGUCCGCAACAUCCAUAACAAGGAGAAACCCUUCAAGUGUCACCUGUGCAACCGCUGCUUCGGUCAGCAAACCAACCUUGACCGCCAUCUCAAGAAGCACGAGCAUGAGAACAUUCCUGUGAGCCAACAGUCCGGGAUGCUUUCCAACCUGGGAACCACCAUCUCCUCUCCAAACUCCGAGCCAGAAAAUCAUGCACUUUUAGAUGAGAAGGAGGACUCAUACUUCUCAGAAAUCCGCAACUUCAUUUCCAACAGUGAGAUGAACCAGGCCUCAAGCUCCACAGAAAAGAGAUCAGACCAGGCCGAGGAGGAACGCCCACCCAGCCACAGUUUGUCAAACUCCAAGCUAGGGCUCCAGGGGCUGGAGGAGGAGGAAGAGGAAGUGGAGGGCGAUGAUGAGGAAGAGGAGGAAGGCAGCUUGACAGAAAAGUCUCACGACGAAGCGCCUGAGUCCCCAUCUCCUGUCACAACAGGACUGUAUGAGGAAGACGACGAGGAGGAAGAGACGGAGACGGCUCCGUUAGCUAUGAGCUAUGAACACACUCGCAGGUGUAUAGAAGAGGGCUCUCUCUUGGACCUUGAGGGUCUGCCCAGCUUUCCCAAGAGCCUGGAGGGGUUACGUAAAGCAGCCAGUGACGAGCAACCCUUUGAUGUUAAAGACAUAUUUAACACUUCACUAGAGUCGGAGGCAUUGAAAGAGACAUUGUACAGGCAGGCUAAAACCCAGGCUUAUGCAAUGAUGCUGUCUCUCUCGGAGAACAACCCUUUGCACGCGCCCUCCCAGAACUCUCUGGAUGCUUGGCUGAGCUUGGGAGGUGGACCGUCUGAGACGAGCAGCUUUCACCCGCUCAACCACAUCUAGACCAGAGAGCGAGUGAGAGAGACGAAGUGGGAGAUUGAGUAGGAGGAACGUUAGUUUCACAAAUGGAUAGAAACAAAAGACUGAGUGAAGUAGUAGAAACGUGGACACCAGAGAAUUCAGUGUCAUAAACAUUUAAGAUAGAAAGAAUAUGUGUGUGUGUGUGUGUGUGUGUGUGUGUGUGUGUGUGUGUGUGUGUGUGUGUGUGUGUGUGUGUGUGUGUGUGUGUGUGUCUGUGUCUGUGUGUCUGUGUGUCUGUGUCUGUGUGUCUGUGUGUCUGUGUGCACGUCUUUGUGUGAGUGAGUGAGUGAGUGAGUGAGUGAGUGAGUGAGUGAGUGAGUGAGUGAGUGAGUGAGUGAGUGAGUGAGUGAGUGAGAUAAAGGAGGCAGAGAUCGUCCCUAAAUGAGGCAUCUCGCAAGACUCUGUCAAAAAGAAAGCACUGCUAAGCUCCUGUUGAUGUGAAGGACAUGAUGAAUGCUUCUCAACAGCAUUGAAACUCUGCAUUACUCUGAUCAUCCCCAAGUCCACAAGGCUCACUCCAGCACCACAGAGACUCUGCGUAAAGCUCUCAUAAAAACACUUAAUGACUAGUACGUCUCUAAAGUCUGUGUACACCUCCUUCUACAAGCACUGCAGCAUCGGCACUGCAUCAGCAAUGCAUGUCCACAUGGUGGUGCUGUUUCAGCAGGAACAUAGUGGGCGCGUGCACUACUGUCUCCAGGUUUCCCCCACCAAUCACGUGCGACUCAUUAACUGAUUUUGUUUCAGUUCUACCUGCAGAAUCAACAAUAGCACCGCACUAAAAGUUACUUGAGGAAAUGACAGCUCCAGUAGACUGUUGAUUUUUGAUGAUUACAUGGAGAAUGAUGUUCAAUGUUCAAAUGUGCAAAGCAACUGGUGAUUUUGAUGAGCUAUCUGGGACACUAGCCAUUGUAAUUGGUUACCCAAUUUGAUCAUGCUGAAAAUGAAUUUAAAUCAUACUCAAAAAAUGAGGAAAGUCUUUCUCUGCUUGUUUAUUUCAUCGUCAUUUGUUAAUUUUAUUCACUUUCUCUCCUCUUAGAUACCACAGUAUUGUUUUGUUGUAGGCACCACAGUGCUAAAUUGUUAAUAUAAUUAUUUUAGAGAAGGACCAAAAUUGUAUGAUAUUGUCAUAUGAUGUACAAAAUAACCUAGAUGUUCAUAGCAAGAGUGGUAUGUGCCAAAUAACCCAUAGAAAAUGUUUUGUUCUCUGACAAUCAUUUAAUUUCCAAGGGGCUUGCAUUUGCUGUCAUAGUUCUUUUUUGUUUUAUUAUUACGCUCUUAUAUAUAUCUGAUUUCAGAAGUGUGUGUAUGUAUUUAUUUCUGGUUGUUUUGUCAUGACUCGAGGAGUGAAAAUGAAGACAUGUCAUUUUAUCCCUCUUCUCUUGAUACUGAAGGAAUGAACGUCUAUCAGAGGGAGAUUCUGAAUCUCUGGUUUUGAUGCGUUAGUGUGCCAAAAUUUGAAAGAACCCAUGAAAUUAAUUGUUUUUAUUUAUAGUGAAAGAUAGCUGUAGUUAGCUCAGAUACUAUUUGGCAAUGUAACGUCCUGCAGUGUUUGGUUUUAACCUUUUUCAAUUCAACCAUUUACCCAGUAUGCUGAGUGUGUCUUUGAAUUGGGUGGAGUAUUACGGAAGGAUACUUGGACACCUUUCACUAUGAAGGUCAGAGGAGGCCAUUACGUUGUCACAUUAUUGAAUCUGACUAGUUUCUAACACAUCAAGCUCCUCCCCCCUCUGGUUUUUUAUUUUAAACAUGCAGUGUAAAAAAAUAUUAUUCUUUUUUAUAUUAGUUUUCCUAUGUUACAUGGUCUAAAGUCUAACAACAAAGUCUGCAUGAAUAUCUGGUCUUCGCUGCAAGAAACAACAGAACCGCCUGUCAUGCAAGCGGGAGGCAAAGACUUAUAAAACCAACAACACGAAACAACACCUGGAUUUAAAAUGUACAUAAUUAUGUCAGUUGGUCUUUCCAACACAUGCAAAACAAUAUGUAGUUAAUUUGAGAUAGAAAAACCCGGAAACACUUGAUCAUGAUUUGGACUUAAUAAUCCCUUUUUUCUGAAACCAUAAUAAAAACUCAUUCCAUGUUGUCCACUAGGUAGCUGUGCCAUGAAGGGCAUGAGUCAUUUACUGUAGAUAACUGUAGAUAGCUGCAGGAGCAGGGGGGUGGGCAUUGUGGAUUGUUGUUGCCUUGGUCCUCCCUGCGUACUGGGACUCUCAGAAUUAGGCCUGAUGCUGUUUUUUCAAAGUCGUACUUAAACCAUAUGGGUCCAAGCCAUAACCUGAUCAGGCUUAGGUCUCUAGAAAACAUAGAACACAAAAACAUUUUCGGACUGGUUCGUUUUUUCUCAGCAUAGAUGAGCAACUCGAAUGGAUAGAUAGAAAAAUUGAAACAGAAGCACUGUAAUUUUUAUUCAUGCCAGCAGGUGGUAGUGUGAUGCUGGGACUGCUACAUCAUCUCAUUUUUCUAAAGACAAAAGUCUUUUUUAUAAUUCUACUGAAUGAGAUUUAAUUCAUGGUAAACACAUUGUUUUCACAAGUCGUGGUUAUAAAACAUAAAGCCUUUGGUUGCUACGUUUUAAAAUUGACUAUAUGUAGUAACUCAUGUCAUGGACUACUGUAAUAAGUACGCGCUGUGGAAAGCUAAGGAAUUGAAGGCAUUGAAGUAUUCCAUUUUGCCAACUUCAGAAAGUAUUCUGGCAGAUGGUCGCUGAAAAAUGUUUCAGCAUAAUAGAACAUGGUUGCUGUUUUCCCCCCACUGUUACAGGAGAAAGUAAAAAUAUACUUACUGUUUCUUUUUAACUGUAUAGUAUUUUAAAGAAUGAAAAAACAAUGGUGCAUUUGUCUGAAAAAAAGAAAUCAUUGAAAAAUAUGGGUUUAAAUGGAUGGUGCUUGUUUUGUUCGAAUCUGAGUUGUAUAUCGCCUCUGUUAUGUUUAUUGAAAACAAACAACAAACAAAAAAAAGAUAUUGUGCAUGACGUGUUUAGCAGUCAUAAUGAUGUCCAUUUGUGAAAUGUGUAUCAAAUCAAAAAAUGAUAAAAAAAGAAAAGAAAAAAAUAAAUCCGUAGAUGCACUUAUUGUACAUGUGGUUAGAUUGUUAGGUUUGACUUCAAGUUCUUGACUGCCUUACAGAUGUUUGGGCAGCUGGCUCUGAAAGACAUUAGAAAAGACUUGUGGGAGAAGACAUAAUGAAAAACAAUAAAGGAUUGUAGAAUAAUAUUGAACAAUUCUGAAAAUUGCAGUUCUUUUGAUGCUUGUGAUUAUUGAAGAUGUACUUUAGAGAAAUUUCAUUGAAAGAUAUGACUCUGAUGUUAAUUCUGUAGAAUAGCAAUGUAUACCAAAUGUAAUCUUUCCAAUGCUAUGAAGAAUUUAUACAUGAAAUUGAUAUGCAAUAAAACCUGUGUGCUUUUUAAA